Molecule: messenger RNA, 612 nt
Organism: Phoenix dactylifera (date palm)
Lineage: Eukaryota; Viridiplantae; Streptophyta; Magnoliopsida; Arecales; Arecaceae
Source: RefSeq, a predicted model, not a curated record
AUGACUCACCAAACUCUCAAAUACAAUCAUCUGCAUGGUGGCAUUCUGAAGGAGAUUAGCCAGCUUACAAGCCUAGAAUAUCUUCGAGUGUCAUGUCAACAAUCUUACAGGUGCAAUCCUCAGCUUUACAAGGUGUCAUCAUUGAUUAGGUUUGUGGCCGCGUCUAAUGAUUUGCAAGGGAGCAUUCCACCUGACAUUGUCAUCACCCUUCCUAAUCUUCAGGGCCUUCUGUUGGGUGGUAACCACUUUGAUGGACACAUUCCUACUACACUAGCAAAUGCCUCAGGACUUCAUAUCAUAGACAUGGCAGAAAACAACUUGAGAGGAAGGGUGGCAUUGGACCUUGGAAGACUGGCAGGCCUACAACAUAUUAAUCUAGGAGAAAAUCAUCUCGAGGUGAAGAACACCAGGGAGUGGGAGUUCCUCGACCCUUUGACCAACUGCAGCCAAUUGGAAGUGCUUGUACUGGGUGACAAUAUGCUAGGAGGCAUGUUGCCCAACUCAAUAGGUAACCUUUCUUCACAUCUCCAAGUACUGAUGAUGGGAACAAAUAAAAUCUCAGGGAGAAUUCCCUAUGGAAUUGGAAACCUGGCCAACCUUGGAUCAAUUUAA